AUUUCAUGGUUGCAUUCUGAUUAUUUGUGGUUACUUGACAGAUAUGACAGAUUCGGCUUUGAUCUAACUGGAAAUGUCUCCAUUACUGUAAGCAAAGCUAAAGAGUAUUUAGCUGAUAAUCAGCCAGGCUCAGCAGCUCUUGUACUUGAUGCCUUGACAGUGGUACUGUUACCUGUUGACAAUGAAAGAUGGCCUUCCCAUCAAGUCACUUCAGCAAUUAAAAGUUUGCGAAAGGCUUGGAUUGAAGUGCUAAUGCACCCUGACCUGCCCAAGAAUGUGGAGGACAAAGUUAGAGAACGAUUAAAGAAUGCUAUCGAUGGAGCUAUGAUUUGUUCACCUGAGAGCUCUGGCUUGAAUGUGAUUCUUGAAAUGAAGAAGUGGACUGAUGAAUUACUUGUCAAGUGUUUUGCGGGUAAAUUAGGAAAUGAUUUCAUCAAAGAGGAUGAUGAUGUGGCUGAAGCUCGACUGGCUUUCUUGGAAAAGAAUAAAAGAUUCUCAGAUGCUUUAUCUUACUUGUUAAGUUGCAAAGUAACCCAAAAGAACAGGAACUCUUCAUAUCAUUAUCAUGGUGUAUCUGUAACAGCUACAGACCAGCGGCUAACAAACAUGACCCAGUACAGGAGGAAAUUUGUACUGUUACUGGCCAAAACAGGAAAGAUCAACCAAGCUCUGAAUGUGUUGACUUUGCCAGUCUCAACAGACAUAACUAAAAGUGUUAUAACAAACACAGUUCUUAAAGAUUCCAGAGGUAAUGUACCUUUUUCACAGUGCACUCUUGGAAACAUGGAUUAUUCAAGCGCUAAGGAGCUCCUCACUGUCUUUGUAACGGACAACAAUUCUACUGAGACAGGAAAGCUUCCUUCACCUUCAGAUAUACCCGAAGACACUUGUAAAAAAGCCUUGGCAUUUAUACUGACUGGAACACAGGUCAAUUCUAAUCUCCGCUUGGAACAAGCAAUGGAGUGGUACAUAAACACACUCUGUGUGACUUCCCUGUCUAAUGACUGUCCAAAUGAAAAGAGAAAGCUGGCAGUGAAAGAGGCAGAGGUACUUGUUACAAAGGCAAAACAACAAUUCCUUUCCACAAGUGAGAUCAAACCUCCAAAAGAUGUUCCCUUCAAGGUGUUUGUAGUGGAAUUAUUUGCAGCCCUUGUUGCCAAUCUCUAUGUCAACAACAACUGUUACCCUUACUUCCCAAUUUCAAACACAUUGGAGAUCUUCAGAAGAAAGAGUUUGUUAUGGGGAGCUUUGUCAGUGGUACUCUCUCCAGUAAUGUGCACCAAAAUCAACAGUCAAAUUCUAAAUUUUGUGCUCGUCAACAUCAUGAAAUCACUUGGUAGUAGAUGUAUUCCAUUUCAAGUCUACACAAGCUGGGUUAAUAAGCUGAAAGACAUUAAUGGCAUUGAGAAGAAUUAUGAGAUUGCACUUUGUAUCCUCAAAGAAGGCCAGCGAAAGUCAGGUCAAGACGGCUUGUCAUUACGCAAGGAUGCAGUGUUGCUGGUUAAGAACCUUUUUGAUGCUGCUGAUGCGCUGUUAAACAAGGCUGGCAACUGGGGUGGUAAGGAUAGGCUGAGUGCCGUGCUCAAGAAGAUAAAGAAAGAUUUUGGUAAGGAAGUCUCCAAACAUGGCCUGAAGGAUUUUGAGGGGCAGUUGAUGAGUUUGUGUUUCAAGAACGAUCCAAGUUAUGCCAAUUUCAAGGAUGUCAAGAAGGUUUACAAUUUAACGGACAAGUGGCCAUCACUAAAAUCAUCAAUGAUAGACUUCCUAAAGAAGCAUCGAACGUCUCACACCUGCUGUUGUAUUGAAGUGUUCGCUAAAUGUGGCAUGUUUAAAGAAGUCAGGGCCACCCUCUCUGCAGCUGGUUACACAGGCUCUCAUCCCAGUAUCUGCGAAAAGAUGAAGGCUGUCAUGUCUAAACUAAAUAAAAACGAAGCUUGUCAAUUUGCAGAUGCCUGUUCUGAUUGGCUGGCUAAAACUCUGUGCGACACAGCCUUCUCACUCUGGCGAUGCAACUACAAUUAUAUGCACGAAUCUCUGCUGUCCUGUGUCAGAGCCAUCGCUGCUAUCAAAACACAGACUUUAAUUGGCAUCCUGUCAGGAGCAAUGCAGAACGCAUCCAAGUUGUUUUGUGACAGGACCGUUCAAUUGAAACAACGCACUGAUCUUGAGCGCUGGCUACGGGACAUCAAGGGAUUGUUUGGAAAGCAAGAGAUGACCGCGUGGAGCUGGGCCUUCCAUGACCUAACUACAGGACCGCUGAAACGCAAGGGUGCAGUCAUCAAGCAACUGAGGAACAGUGCCUCGCUGAUGUCAGGGACGCUCUCUUACAAUCAACUGCUUGCUGUGCAAGCCAAAGCAGCCACAAACAACACGUCCAGCGGUAAACAGGCACAGACUUCAAAAGCACCCGGAAGUGGAACCCAGGCCUCUAGUGCUACUGCUACAGUCCCAAAACAGACUGUCACUACGCCUGUGUCAAAACCAAAUUCUAGUACUUCCGUUCCGAGAGUAGCGGGGAAUCUCCAAGGAGAUAGUAGUGCUUCAAGCCCGUCAACAACAGUCAACAAAUCCUCAAGUAGCUUCUACGGAAGGAGUAGUUGCAUCCCAGCGGCCAAUCAGUCUGUCAGGCCAGCAGUUUCUACACCAAACACGAUUUCGACUCAGAAAGCGGCUGUAAAUCUUCCCGUGAAUACUUCAAGCUCAGCCGCGAGUCCACAAGUUGCAUCACGUACGAUGACACCGCCCGCAAUCAAGUUUGUGAGCAUUGCACCUAAAAGCACAAAUGCCUUAGUAAGUCUACCGACUUCAACAAUACAGGCCGUCCCAGGCUCUUCCUCUGCGCCGACGGCCGGCAACUUGGUAACGUCGGCCUCUAAAGGAGGCGGCAGGCCUUCGUAGGAUUCAGUUCCUCUCCGUUUGUUUAGUCAGCGGUUACAGCUUGUGGGUAACCGCGUGCCUUUUCUACAAGACAGAACAUGUGAAGGAGAGAGAAGAGUAUUUAUCAAUAAUUUCAUGAAACCAACGACUGGAAAUUUCCUUGUAGACAUUGACAAAGAACGGUAAACAGAAAAUGCUAUUUGCUGCUUUAAUAAUGCCCCUGUUAGUUGAACCAAGUUUAAAUCAUCGAUAACUAAUAAUGCAGCGAUUUUAAUAAAAGCUUCAAUUUCAGUUUUUUCCACGCAUAACCUAAAGGAAUUAUUUUAUGCUCGGCCGGAUUUUUCUGUUUGAAGAAAACAGUAAUAACCAUCGAUAGUGUUUAGAAUGAGAUUGAGUGCACAGAUUAGUCAGAAUUAAUGUUAUGCGUUUUUUACUUUGCUUUUUCUCCCUUUCUAUAAACCUUGUUGCUGAAACAACAUGUAUCAUUUGCUGUCGAAUUGAAUUGCGAGUCCACGGUUUCCAUUCUUCGGUCAGCGAGUUUUCUUCAUGUUAGGAACAUGUGGUAUCAUAGUGUACAGCAUUUCAGAUAUCUUGUCCCGUCAUCUAAGUUGUACGUUUUCUAGGUUGCCGUGCAUUUGUUAACAGUUGCAAGUAUAAUUAUUUUAAGGUUUAAAGAGAGUUAUUAUAAAAUUUGUUAUAAAGUUAGAGA
This is a messenger RNA of Orbicella faveolata, 3586 nucleotides long. RefSeq lists its product as uncharacterized. NCBI's taxonomy places the organism in Eukaryota, Metazoa, Cnidaria, Anthozoa, Scleractinia, Merulinidae. The record is from RefSeq and is a predicted model, not a curated record.